AUGAGGUUUAGUGACCAAAAAGAAUUCAAUAUUGUGUCUCCAGAUGAUGGUUGUGAAGAGCUUUUUAUUCUUUACUCUAGUAUAAUAUCUAAAGAUUUUCAUAGUUUAACUGUCAGUGAAGUGUUUAAGCUCGAUGUGGAAUCUGGGAAUGAUUGUCAUACGAAGGCCACCAAUGUUAUCGGCCCAGAUGGUGCUCUUAUCAAUACAGGAUCUCGUAAUCGUAGAGGUAGUGGAAGUGAUUCCUACGGUGGCGGUGGUUUAAAUACAUUUUUAGGUGGGAAAUAUUGUGGUAGUGAAGGUUGUUAG
This is a messenger RNA of Solanum lycopersicum (tomato), 306 nucleotides long. Its product is annotated as glycine-rich protein 2-like. NCBI's taxonomy places the organism in Eukaryota, Viridiplantae, Streptophyta, Magnoliopsida, Solanales, Solanaceae. The record is from RefSeq and is a predicted model, not a curated record.